AUGGCAAAUCGAUCAAUCGAUUUCCUUCCGCUCUUUUUUUUCUUCUAUACUCCCCCCUUUUUGACAUUUUUUCUCUUUUCUCUUUCCCACUUCUUUCUUUCUUUUCUUUCUUUUCUUUUCUCUCUCUCUCUCUCUCUCUUUUACUUAAACUCUCCUUUCCUUUUUAUAAUUUAUUUCUCGUCACUGUUUCUACCUCCCAUUUUUCUUUCGUUUCUUCUGUCAUUUUUACUCUUCUUUUUUCCUCCACUAUUCUUUUUCUUCCAUCCUUCAUUACAUCUUGCUUUUUUUUCUUUCUUUCUUUCUUUCUUUCUUUCUUUCUUUUUUUUUUCUUUUUUUUCUUUCUUUCUUUCUUUCUUGCUUUCUUUCUUUCUUUCUUUCUUUUUUUCUUUCUUUUUUCUUUCUUGCUUUCUUUCUUUCUUUCUUUCUUGCUUCCUUUUUUCUUUCUUUCUUUCUUUCUUUCUUUCUUGCUUUCUUUCUUUCUUUUUUCUUUCUUUCUUGCUUUUUUUUCUUUUUUUUCUUUCUUGCUUUCUUUCUUUCUUUCUUUCUUUCUUUCUUUGCUUCCUUUUUUUUUUUUCUUUCUUUGCUUUUUUUUCUUUCUUUUUUCUUUCUUGCUUUCUUUCUUUCUUCCUUUCUUUCUUUCUUUCUUUCUUUCUUUCUUUCUUUCUUUCUUUUUUUCUUUCUUUCUUGCUUUUUUCUUUCUUUCUUUCUUGCUUUCUUUCUUGCUUCCUUUCUUUCUUUCUUUCUUUCUUGCUUUUUUUCUUGCUUCCUUUCUUGCUUUCUUUCUUUCUUUCUUUCUUGCUUUCUUUCUUAUUUGCUUGCUUUUUUUCUUUCUUGCUUUCUUUCUUUCUUUCUAUCAAUUUUAAUGUCUCUCAGCCUGUUCUACUUAAAUUCUUAUUUCUAUUCAUAUUAUUUCUUCAUUAUUUUUCCACUUCUUUUCCUGCAUACCACCCUCCUUUCCGUUUGUCUUUCUUUUCUUCCGUCUUUUUUUACUCGUCUGUUUUUCUUUUUUCCGCCAUUCUUCUUUUGCUUCUUCAUUUUAUUUCAUCUUUCCUAUUUUUUCCUUUCUCUUUUUACUUUCAUACAAAUCUUAGCUUCUACUUAUUUUCUUUUCUUCUCUGCUGCCUUCAUUCAUUCUCUCUUUCUCGCCUCAUUUUAUCUGUUGUCCUUCCUUCCUUUCACUCUUGA
Messenger RNA from Acanthosepion pharaonis, 1185 nucleotides. NCBI's taxonomy places the organism in Eukaryota, Metazoa, Mollusca, Cephalopoda, Sepiida, Sepiidae. The record is from the annotation of a GenBank genome assembly.